Messenger RNA from Aedes aegypti (yellow fever mosquito), 13038 nucleotides. RefSeq names its product zinc finger protein 420. Gene Ontology annotation, molecular function: RNA polymerase II cis-regulatory region sequence-specific DNA binding; DNA-binding transcription factor activity, RNA polymerase II-specific. The record is from RefSeq and is a predicted model, not a curated record. Gene Ontology annotation, biological process: regulation of transcription by RNA polymerase II. Bases 1461 to 5435 code for a protein of 1324 amino acids. Lineage: Eukaryota; Metazoa; Arthropoda; Insecta; Diptera; Culicidae. Gene Ontology annotation, cellular component: nucleus. The transcript is spliced from 32 exons.
UCUGGUCGGCGUCGAUAAAAUUUUGUGUUUGACACAGCAGGCAGAAAGUUCGGUCUCGCGCGGUUCGCAAAAAAGUGUCCAAAUUUCGCGUGAAAUCCGUUCCGGCGCGGGCCAAAAGUAUCCCCAUCCGUCGCGGAAUCCGGUGGCGAACCGUUUGUGCAUAUUUUCCGACCCGGAAAGGUACCGCUCGACGGUAAAAAGUGACCAUAAAGUUCUUUUUUCCCAUAUAUUUUUUGGGCUGAGAUCCCCCGCCGCAAAGCAAAGAAGAGCUCUCGGUCGGGUCUUGCGUUUCGUUUGCGUCGUGCGCUUUGCGAGGAAGGCGAAAGGAAAAAAGGUCGCCAUGACAGUCGUCGGGUCGGCUCGAUCUCAGCUCAGCAGCGACAGCUUCUAGACGAAGAAAAAACCGAAAUUUUUCCAUCGAAAAGCAGUCUGUGCCCUCCGCGCUUCGUUUAUUUUCCGGUCAUUUUUCGAGCCGAAUUUUUCGCCGACAUUAAACCGAAGCAAGAACAGUUGCACAAAAAAAAGUUCUAUUUUAUUUAUAAAAUACAAAAAAGCGAAAAAUAUUUUAGUGGAUAAGUGCCGCGAAUGUGGAAAGUGAUCAAAGAGUGUGUGCGGGCGUUCGGGGUGUUUGACGGCCGUAAGAAAAGUAGAGCGGAACUAGUGCUAAACGAUCUGUGAUCUGAUUGGAAAUAUGUUAGAAAGUGAAGAAGGCAAGUGAAAAGAAAAGCAAUCGGCAAUAAAAUAAGAAGAAAAAAGUGCGUUCGUGAGAACAAAGAGCGAAAGAAGCAGCUAAGCAGCAGUGUUAUUUUUAUAGAGGGUGGUCUUCUGGAUUGGGGCUCCGUUCCGGCAAAUGGAUUCCGGUAAUCCUCUUCUCCGUCAGCAGCAGCAGCAAGUUCUUCCACAUUUGGAACGGGAGCACCGCCAGCACCACCACUACCAGUACCUCCAACCUCCGCUUCAACAACAACAACAGCAGCAGCAGCAGGCGGCAGCGGCGACACUACUACAAGUGCAACAACAUCACCAUCAACAACAGCAGCGAAUUAAAACUGGUUGGGGUGCGGCGACGUCAGCUACAGCAGCAGCAGCAGCCGCGGCAUCGUCUUUCAUACAAAAUAUUGUCAGCACUGCCGUCAGUAGCACCAGCGGAGGAGGAGAGCUUUUGAUAUGUCAGUCAUAAUUGGAAGAUAGAAAAAUAGCUCCUUCUGUUAAAAAACAAAAAAAAAAAAACACACACACAUUUGCUGUGUCCUUUUAACCAAUUUCGAUCAUACAACCCUAUUUUUUGUUGAUUAUUUCUAAAGGAAGUAAAACAUUAGCUACAAGCAUUGAAUUCUCCGUUCACCAUCAAGAGUGCUAGCAUCAAAUGAAACUCGCAGCCGAGUUUUCAGCAGCAAUUAGUGGUUACCAAGAGCCAGCGGCUACCAUAGCGAACGUGACCCGGGCCUAAAUCAACAGAAAUGAAUAAAUUUUGGGUGCUGACCAAUUUGAUUCAAAAUUCAAACGUGUAUCCACUACCUAAAGUUGAGCAUCCGCACCACCAACAAUCGGAUCAACAGCAACAUCCUCCGUCGUCGCAACAUCCGCAACAACAGCAGCAACAUCAACAACCGCCUCCGUCCCAUCAGCCGCCAUCAUCGACGACAUCGUCCAAGGGAGGAGGAAGUCGGCAUCCUUCCGGUGGCGGGAAUCACUCAUUGGGCCCGGCUGCGCCGGGACUCUACCAUCAGCCGGGCGGCGUUCCUGGUCCAACACCACCAAGCGCCAGCUCGGCUCCAACUGUACCCGCAUCCGCCAUAGGAUCGUCACACUUAACGAACCUUUCCGGACCUGCUGCCAGUGCGCACAGUAGUAGGGGCAGCAGUGGCCAUCCGGCAGCACCGCCUGGAGCACACCUGCAGUUGAACGGAACGGUGCCGUCGGACCACUCGAAACCCCAGUAUUUAGGCAACAUGCAGGUACAUCCGGCGCACAGUGGCAGUACCCAUCAUGCGCCUCCGCCGCCAACGCAGGGCCCACCGCAGGCACAUCCGCCUCCUCCGCAGCCGAUACCGAUCGUAAAGCCGGAGUUCAAGAUGCCCACGAUACCUGCCCACCUGAUGGACGUGCGCGGUCCGGACGGGUCGAUCGUCAAGAUCAACAUGCCGGAGCACCACGAUCCGAGCAAACCGCCCAACAACGUCGAAAUGUUGAAAGUCAACAUCGAGGAUCUCAGUCAAUUUCUGUCGUACCACGAAGUCUUCGGAAAGUUACCUUCCGACAUGCUAACGGGCCCGUCCGCUAGCCUAGUGCCAUCUUCUGCUACCAAUACCGCGACGACCAGCUCCGGUCACAGUAAUGGUAAAUUGAACCACAUCCGUCAGCUUCCUCAAGGCGAAUCGCCAUUCAAGUGCAGCUACUGCGCCAAAAGUUUCACCCGGAAGGAACACCUAACGAAUCACGUGCGCCAGCAUACCGGCGAAUCGCCCUACCGUUGUCCGUACUGUGGCAAAACCUUCACCCGGAAGGAACAUCUUACGAACCACGUCAGAUUGCACACGGGCGAAACUCCCUACCAGUGCACAUAUUGUGGGAAGAAAUUCACCAGAAAAGAACACCUUACCAACCAUGUCAGGUUACACACCGGAGAGACCCCGUUCCAGUGCACUUAUUGCGAGAAGAAAUUUACGCGAAAAGAACAUUUGACAAAUCACACGAGGUUACAUACCGGCGAAACUCCCUUCCAGUGCUCGUACUGUCAGAAGAAAUUCACCCGCAAAGAGCAUUUAACGAAUCAUGUCAGAUUACAUACUGGAGAAACCCCCUUUCAGUGUACCUAUUGCGAAAAGAAAUUCACGCGCAAAGAGCAUUUAACGAAUCAUGUCAGAAUACACACUGGCGAGACUCCGUACCGGUGCACGUAUUGUGAGAAGAAAUUUACCAGAAAAGAGCGUUUGACGUAUCACAUAAGAUGGCACACCGGAGAAACUCCUUAUCAUUGCACAUAUUGCGAGAAAAAAUUCGCACGAAAAGAACAUUUAACAAACCAUGUCAGAUUACAUACCGGUGAGACGCCCUAUCAUUGCACCUAUUGCGAGAAAAAAUUUACCCGCAAAGAGCAUUUAACGAAUCAUGUCAGAUUGCACACUGGAGAGACUCCCUAUCAGUGCACAUAUUGCGAGAAGAAAUUCAGUAGAAGAGAGCGUUUAACGAUUCACACAAGAAUACAUACCGGAGAGACCCCUUAUCGAUGCACAUAUUGUGAUAAGAAAUUUACCAGAAAAGAGCGUUUAACGUAUCACAUAAGAUUACAUACUGGAGAGACCCCCUAUCAGUGUACCUAUUGCGAGAAAAAGUUUACCCGCAAAGAGCAUUUAACGAAUCAUGUCAGAUUGCACACCGGAGAGACUCCCUAUCAGUGCACUUACUGCGAGAAGAAAUUCACUCGAAAAGAGCAUUUAACCAACCACACGAGAUUGCACACCGGAGAGACCCCUUAUCAUUGCACCUACUGUGAGAAGAAAUUUAUGCGAAAAGAACACUUGAAAAAUCACGUCAGACUACACACCGGAGAGACCCCUUAUCGAUGCACAUAUUGUGAUAAGAAAUUUACCAGAAAAGAGCGCUUGACGUAUCAUAUAAGAUUGCAUACUGGAGAAACUCCCUACCAGUGUACGUACUGCCAGAAGAAGUUUACGCGAAAAGAACAUUUAACCAAUCACACCAGAUUACACACUGGCGAAACUCCGUACCAUUGCACUUACUGUACGAAGAAGUUUGCUCGCAAAGAGCAUCUCACAAACCAUCUCAGAUUACACACUGGCGAGACUCCCUACCAAUGCACGUACUGUUCGAAGAAGUUCACUCGCAAAGAACAUCUCACAAACCAUCUCAGAUUGCACACCGGGGAAACUCCCUACCAGUGUAACUAUUGCCAAAAGAAGUUCACCAGAAAAGAACACUUAACGAACCACGUCAGAUUACACACGGGCGAGACUCCUUAUCAGUGCUCGUAUUGCCAGAAGAAGUUUACCAGAAAAGAGCAUUUGACGAAUCAUACCAGAUUGCACACUGGAGAGACUCCUUAUCAUUGCACCUAUUGCGAGAAGAAAUUUAUGAGAAAAGAGCAUUUAACGAACCAUGUCAGAUUGCACACCGGAGAAACUCCCUAUCAGUGCACAUAUUGCGGGAAGAAAUUCACCCGAAAAGAGCAUUUAACCAAUCACAUCAGAUUGCACACUGGAGAGUCUCCUUAUCGGUGUGAGUACUGUAACAAGUCUUUCACCAGAAAAGAACACCUCAAGAAUCAUAUCAGGCUUCACACCGGUGAUUCGCCGCACAAAUGCGAGUACUGCAACAAGACGUUCACUCGGAAGGAGCAUCUCAACAAUCACAUGCGCCAGCACAGCGGAGACAAUCCACACUGCUGCAAUGUGUGCAACAAGACGUUUACACGAAAGGAGCACCUGAUUAAUCACAUGAGCCGAUCGCACACCGGCGAGCGUCCGUUCCAGUGCGAUGAGUGCGGCAAGUCGUUCCCGCUCAAGGGCAACCUGCUGUUCCACCAGCGCAGCCACACGAAGGGGCAACCGAUGGAGCGGCCGUUCCGCUGCGAUAUGUGCCCGAAGGACUUCAUCUGCAAGGGACAUCUGGUGUCCCAUCAACGAUCUCAUACCGGCGAAAAGAAUCACCACUGCCCGCAGUGCAGCAAGUCGUACGUCGAGCGGGGCAACAUGCUGCGGCACAUGAAAAAGACGCAUCCGGACGCGGUGAUACCGGUGCUACCGAAGCUGCCGCACAUCAAGGUGGAACCCAAGUCCACCGGUGAGUACUUAUCUCAGCCAACGUCGGUGGUGACGUCCCCGGCUCAGGCCACGUCCACAAUAACAUCGAUCAUCUCCAAUACUCAUCCAUCGCAGCACCAUCACAUUCAACCGAAAAUGGAACAGAAAUCUCAGAUACAUCAUCUUCCGAUUCCCCAUCAGCAUCAGGCUCACCAGUUGCACCACCACAUCUCGCCAUCGAUGCAUCUGCCCCCACCAAACCCCCAACAGCUGGCAGCACUCGCCCUGCAUCAUCAGGUGGCCCAGCAACAACAGCAACAACAACAAUCCUCACCCUCAACGGGCCGAGCACAGCCUUCUCCUCGUACAUCACAUCCGCCGCCGCAGCAGCAGCAGCCGCUUCCACAGCAACAGCAGCAGCCGGUGCCGCUCCAGGUCCCCCAGGUGCCACCGGGCCCCCCGGAAAACCAACAGCAGCCCCAGCAGCCGCAGCAGCCGGGCCCGGGCCAAACUGGACCCCUGCCACCACCACACCAUACGGUCCCGGUUACUAUUAUAACCCACGCUGGCACAAUUAAUCCGAUGCCAGACGGUCUCAACAAUCGGGUUGGCACGAUUCAGAUGCACCACCUGAAUGCGGCCCAGGCAGAAGAGCACACGGUGGUUUACUAAAUCAAGAUCAACUCUAAUCAGAACUAGUAGUAGAGUUUGCAUGCCCAAGUCUGACUCCACCAAAGACUAACCAUGCGAUCCACAUAAGGAAGGAAACAGUACAGAUUUGCAAUUAGUAGUUUUUAGAUCAGAACAAACACAUUGUAGGAGGAACAUUACUCGUAACCAGUAAUAGACAUAAUGGAAAAAAAUGUAUGCGACAGAAGAAAAAAAGUACUAAAACAAAUAUGUAAUAUAUACAAUUAUAUAUACACGAAAACAACAAAAACAAACAAUAACAAAAAAGAUGGAUAACAUAUUGGAUCGGUAUCAGAUAUCGAUAAAAAACUAACUGAAAGUAAUAAGUAAACAUAAAAUUAAACAAAAACAGUUGCAAAACAACAGACACACAAAAUAACGGUAAUUUAGUGAAAGAGUAACAAAAUUGGAAAUAUGCUAAAGUGACGUAUAUAUUAUUAGUAGUGACAGCAAAUGCAACACAAAAAGCAAAGAAACUGACUGUUUACAACGUUCUUUUUUGUUCGAUACGUGCAAACAGCAGCAUUAGCAGCCAGUCGUGAUAGUAAGAGAAACCCAACAGACACCGUUAUAAAAAAGCAGUGAAUAAAACAUAAAAACAAACACAAAACCCUUAGGUAAAGCUAUUACAAGAUGAUCAUAGAAAUCAAUACUUAAACAAGUAAGCAAAUUGUUGAAAAUAGGUGAAAUAAACAAAUAGUAAUUGAUUUUACCCCGCAGUUGAAUAAAGUAAAACAAGUUAAUCAGAGAACUGAACGCAGGAGAAAGGUUGCUGGACAAACUCAAGCGAAACACUGGAACACAAAGUUUUCGGCACGGGAAAUAACAAGAGAUAUGAUGCGCAAGUUCGAUUCGAGCCUGAACUGAAGCCAAGGAUGGAAACCAACAACAACAUCAACUGUUGCGAACAAAGCAAGGCAACACUAAAUGAAUAGUACAACAUUAUUAAACAGUAACUAUUAAUUAGUAGAGAAACAAACAUAAAAAUAAACUAAAAAAACAAGUGAUCGUUUGGAAACUAAGAGCACCAUAAACUUGAGCGAAGUUUUAAAAAGAAAACACAAAAUAUGAGAGAAUGAGAGCGUAUUUAACACACCCAAAUCAACUCAUGCUAACAUUUCAUCCUCUACGCGCCCUUGGACGAUUACUGCAAUUUCGCCAUAUGUAUUUGUUGCCGCCAUAAUUGAAGAGAACCGGACAUUGGAAAAAUAACUUGUCAAUCCAGCCACCACACUCAUCCAACAAACCACCCAACAACUAUGUAAUAGUUUCACACCUAACAGGAGCGACAUCGCUUUCCCAAUUAAUUUCACCAGAAUCGUUAAACACUGGAACAAUAGGUACACUGAUAACAAUAGCAACAAGUUUAGGAGGGAAUACUAUUUGUACUCCCUCUUCACCCACACUGAUACAAACUAAUUACAGACCACUGAUAGUACACCGAUACUUGGCACACGAUCAACAAUAGCGACAACAGCAUGAACAGAAACAAUAGUACAUAACAAUUUAUCUUCGAUUCCCCCCGUGAACAAACAGCAGAACAAUUAUUUUUCUACAUGUCUUGUGUGUUUUUGUAAUAUUGUAGUGGAGUGAAAGAGCGAACGAGAAAAAGAAGUGGUGUCGUUUUACGACACUCUGGGAAAGAGAUUGAAGUUCUUAUAUUCAGCGCAUUAAUUUUUGAAAAAGAGAGAACAGGUUUUCAUUUUUUUGUCGCUAUGUCAUUACUAACGUGAACCCGUCGGUAAAACGGCGGAAAAGCGUCCGCGUACACAGGAAGUGAAAUUUUGCCGUUGCUUUUGAUUGAAACAAUGUUUUUCAAUGUGCAAAAUUUCACCCUGUCCUCGUGUGAUUUAUUUAUCCAUAACUUAACAAUAGUUCCAAUAGAAUCUGUAAACAAUAGAAACAAUAGUAACCAGUUUUAUCCACACAAACAUACUACGCAAUAGAGCAUAACUUUGAGGGAGGUCGUUUUCUAUUGGAAGCUGCUUGUUGUGACAUUUGCUUCCAAUGAAAACGAUCUGCCGAACAGCAACAAACUAUAUUAAUUUUAAUUCAUACAGAGUAAAAUAGUCAGGAAAAGAUUCUUCUUCUGAUAAAACAAAAUGUAAUUGAGAGAGAUAAUAUAAAUGUAAGCUAACAAGAGCCCACAACUUAAGGCAGUACAUUAUUGGUCGAAACAAAUGUAAAACUGUUGAUAUAAAUCACUCACUUAAUUAGAAGACUCAGAGAGAAAAAAAUUUGACAAACUACAAAUAGAACUAACUGAAGUGUAGAAACAGUUUGAUUUCCCCCUCAGAUGAUGGUAUUGAAGUCUUUCGUUUGUCAUGUUUUCACUACGAUUUUGCAUUGAUUUUUUCUCCCGAUAUAAGCACAACCAUAACAAUAAACAAGCAAACAAACAAUAAGCAGAACAGUAUAGAACCACCGUUAACAACAACAAACAAACAGCAGCAGCAGAAACCAACAAGAAAACAAUAGUACGAGAGUUAUGUAAUUAAUGUCUCAGAAUCAAUCACACAAACACACUCACUUACAGUGGACCAGAUUGGACCGGAUUGAACCGGUUCAAGCUCUUCACUGCAGCAAUAGUUCAAUCAAACAGGAAACUGUCUAAAAUGGUCAAUGGCCUUCCAGCCAAUUCAGAUCUUAGAAUUCGGAUUUUCCCUGUAGCAGGACAAAUGGACAAUUUCAUUUGAUUAGGUCAAUUUUUGUUUGAAUUUUUCGUUGUUAACAUUUUAAAUUUUCUUUCUCGCAGCAAACGUUCGUUCUAUUUGGUUUAUCGAUCUUUGCAUUAAUGAUAUGACAUCUUUAGGGCGGCCAAUUUGCAUUAUAUUCCGCACAUUUCAACCACCAAGUUUUCAGUAUUGAAAAAUCGCGAUCAUAUUUUUAGUAAUGUAGAUGUGGAUGCGGUAUGCGAGAAUCAACUUUACAUUUCCAUCAAAUUUUAGUCAGCAGAAAAUAUGUGUGUUCGUGAAUAACUGUAAUGUUUCGGAUAAGCAAUCGAAAUUAUAGGGGCCGGUCCCUUCAUGAUCUCAAAUCACCCUGUUUCGUCAUCAUCUCAUUCGUGUAUUUGUCAUAUACUUUUAUUACAUGUGCGCGAGGCUAGGAUAGUAAGGCAAACGUUCGAUUUUCAUUCGAUAGGUCGUUUUACAAAAUCAAAUGCUACCAAUGUGCAGUGCACAUUGAAGGAGGGAACACAUCUCAAACUCGCAUACCACACGCAUCUUGAUGAACAUCUGCUGCUAAAGCUUGGUUGAAACGUCGCGUAAUAUGAUGGCCAAGCAAGUUUUGAAAGACUUUUACAACAAUUACUACUUUCUAGUCAUUUUAGCAGCUCCUUUCAAAUGAUCUUAGCGCAAUUGAACAGAAACAACUAUCACAAAUGCAUUAUCUGGAGCUCAUUAGACCAGCCGAAAAGUCAAACCACUCGUAAGGGUACAGAAAGACAUAAACAUCUACAACUAUUUGGAAGAAGAAUUUUUAUUGCAUUUUUGUUUAGAAAACUACAAACUUUAUCCAACACGCAGCAAAUAUAACUUAUAUACAGCAAAACACAAACCAGACUCACAACCACGCCUACAACACACACACAUCAUUACACCAGCCGACUGAUGAAACAUGUUUUCACCAUAAAUAAGUAUAAUUAUUGGUUGAACACAUUAAAAUCAUUCAUUUUCAUACAUCUCAAGAAAGGAAACUAAUCUAGUAUACUGAUUUAUAAAGCAUUUCGAUGAUAUUUCAUGUUUGUAAUAUGUUGAAGAUAUGAAAAUCGCUAUUGAAAAUUUUGAAAAAUAUUUAAUUUUGAAGGUAUUUGUCACAUUUGAUAUUGAACCUUUAAUUUUGGCUUGAUUUGGCAGCACUGUAUCUUUUAAUUUGGUCUUAAAAUUAACAAUUAACUUUGUUAGAUAACAGUUUAAUUAAAUUUAAAUGCGUGAGGCAAUCAACCUCCACUUUCGUAAAUCAGAAAUAUAUAGCAUUGCAACUAGACGACGGUAUCUUUUUUAAGUUUCACAAUGCCAUCUGUGAGAAUGCAGCUCUAAACGAUACAUUCAAAUGUUCUAAAAUUUAGACAAUAACCAAGCAAAACACUACAAGGACCUAGAGGCUAGGUCAGGUAAGACUAUUCAUUUCGAACUAUUGGGAUUUUCCAUUAAAGACGUCAUUUUACUACGUCUCUAAAAGCACGCAAGACAUUUAAUGUCUAAGAGUAGGUCAUAGCUGAUAAAAUUAUCAAUUGACUUUUUUUUUCUACUCAUUUUAUGUGCAACAAUUCAUUUUACUUUCAAUUUGACCAGUGCUAUCGGAUAAAAUAACUUAUACUAUACUAAACAGUAUGUAAAUACAUUUAUAUAUUGUUUCCAAAAUAAUUAACAGCUCGUUAUUUGUUGAUUUGAUUUUCAACCUUCCGAUAGUUUUUCAUCUAGAACUAAAAGAUUAACACGAUAGUUUUGUUUGUCAUAUUCAAUAAAUUCAAUAACAUACUGUUGAUAAAUUUUUGAUUUAUUGCAAAUUCUCCAGGUUUUUUUUUCAAUUUUUCAAAUGUAGUGGAAGACAAGUAUCCUAACAGUUAAAAAAAUCAUAUUCUUUAAAUAAUUCAAUACAAUUUUCUUUGUCGUUCAGAGUAUGAUGUUGGCACUGUCAACAGUAUACCUUAGACGAUUUCCAUUUUUCAACAUAUUACAACUCAAAGUUCAUAAAACGUGAAUCGCAAUUCGAAAUUAACGUAAAAUGUACACAACAGAACACAAUUAUUUUAUUGGGAGCGUACGUAUGUGGCUAACUGUGAAGCAACAAAAACACACUCGAAAAAGGAACUCAAUCAAAAGACAACAAUUCUAAUCAUGUGCGGCAAAGUAAAGAAAAUGCGAAAAUUAAAACUUCAUACUCAUCGUCAUUACAACGUCUCAUCAUCAAAACACAUAACCCGCAUUAGCACUAUCUCUUAAGGUUCAAAAUUUACACGAACACUCAUGAAAGGAAACUAGGAGAACAUUUGAAAAACAAACUCUUCAGGAACACUGCAACAUAUAAAUCAUACAACUAUCGAAUGACAGUAGUUUAAUAAACGUGAAAACCGCGAGAGCAACACAGCAACACUAUUGAUUUUUAUGUGAAUUGUUUUCCUUGUUUUUCCGUUUCUAUUAUUCUGUGUAAAUCAAAAGCAACAAAUGAGACAACCAGAAACUACAGAGCACUUUAUUGAUUAUUGAUAUGGAUGAAAAGUAAAUACAAAACAAGCAAAUACAUACACACAUACACACAUGUCUUUGACAGUUCAUAGGAAACACAUCUAAAGCAGUUUUUUAUUUUAGAAGAAAGAAAUGAAACACUAUUUUGUUGUAAAAGAUGUUAUAGUAAAUGUAUAUAAGGUGAAAACAGUUUACAAAAACAGAAUUAGGUAACAAAUCACACACAAUACGAAAGAAGAAAAAAUGGUGUGAAGUAAAAGUGUGUAUGAAAAAAACACAAAUAAAAUAACUGCAGUAGGAACCACAUUAGCAUUUAGAAUACUUUAGAGGCGACAAAAAAGAACGUUUAGGUAUGUGUCUGAGAUAUAGCACUGUAAAAUGAAACAAAAAAGAACGCAAAGAACGACGUGAACAAAUCUGGACUAAAUUUCUUAACUAAAACAUAACAUUCAUUCACAAACAUCUUACACCAACCCUUACACGCAUGGAUAGCAAAAACGAUUACGCGUGAGAGAACGAAGAGUUCAUGAAUGGAGUUUGGAGAGGAAGGCAACGGUACACAUGUGUAUGCAGCAGUUUUUUCAACAAAAUCACAAUAGAGUUCGGGUUUUGUUUUUAGGAGCGCGCGCCGAUUGAGGAAAACGAACUUUGAAAUACCACACCACACAGUUAGGGAAAGAAAUCUGACGAAAUAAAAAUAAAACAAACGAAGUGAUAAAAAAACAUAAGAGCAAGAAACAGGAGAGAAGGUGAAUGCUGUAUAUACAAAAAAGAAAAAGAAGAAAUUUUAUUUACAAUUUUUUCAGCAACGUGAGAUAACACUCAAUUGUGAAGCAAAUCGUAAUAAGAGGAGAAAAUCUUUAUGACGAAAGAAAACAAAUCAUGUGCAGCUAAGCUGCAUUUUAUACGAAUUUUCUAUUGAAGGUUAUUUUUAAUUUACAUUAAAUUGAGAGAGAGAAUCAGAAGUAAGAGCGCGAGGGCCCGUCGGCGGCGCAUGGACUAAACCAGAAAAGGAAUAUUUUAACGGAACCAGUAAGUUGGAAAUUUGUAGACUCUACCAGAUUUUUCGGUAUAAAACAGAAAAUGGCGUGACGCAAGCAAAAGAAUGAAAAAUGCAUAACAUUUCGUGGCAAAUAAGGCAGAUAAGCAAAAAAUCGAAAACGCAACUGUAUUAGGAAAUAAAGGAACAGGAAAAUUCGGAAUUCGGAGUUCGAAGGAAAACAAAAUCAAGUGUUAGGAUGGAUAAGACAAAACAAGAAAAUAUUGUAGCGGUAUAUAUCGAUAAGCGAGCAAGUUUAGGCAGAACAUAUAAAAUUACGCAGAAGGUACCAAGUAAGGGCAAAAAUAACGGAAAAUUCGAAACUAAAUACAAACAUUAUUACGUUCGACGGACGGUAAUAAUUUAUGAUAACAUUUAUUUAUUACAUUUGUAAGAAGAAAGCAACCUAUAAAGAUUUUCCUUAUUUUUUUAAUAUUUUGUUUUAUUUUUUAUAUUUUAGUCUAAAGAUAACACACGCAUUAUUUUAGGUUAGGCGCUGAGAAAAAGUUAAUAUAAUUUAUUAAGGAUGGAAAAAAAACUACAAAUUAUCAACCACAAUGUCCUCCACAAAACAAACCAAUAGUGAAAGCGAGUGCGUUAACAAGAUGCAGAAAAUAGUCGAUUCCUAUUUCUUUUAUUUUUCUCGUAAAUGAAAAAAUCGCACCAACAUCCGUACUUACGAGGAAAAACUUUAUAAUCCCGAUCCCAGUUAGUUCCAGUGCACUGGUGCAAAUCGGCACUAGUUGUAAGUUAUGCCAUUUUUUGUAAAAAUUCUUACGAAGUAUAAGUAAACGAAAAGUAAAAUCGCGCAAUCCUUCACACCGUACAAAUUAAAAUUUAAAUGCAAGAAAGCGAAAACAUACUAGCUGUGAAGGUAUUUGAACAUAAUCUCGAAACAAAUGCUGGCCGAUUUCGCCGGUCCACAUGGAAUCGUUUUGAAAGGAUAGAAAACGAAGUGCUGUUCGAUCUAGGGACCAUUACUUUCUGCAUCCGCAAAGCAAAAUCCUUUCCCGUCCAGGGAAUGGAAUCUUAAAACACAAAUUACGAAAAGUAGUAAGACAUCAAGCGAUAAUAAGCGAGUAAUUGUGAGAGAAAGAUGCGUGUGCAAAAACAAUAAAAAGAAAAUCCCAUCAUGCUGCGCAAAAAAAACAUUAUCACACUCAAUCCAUACUCAUGCACACAACAAUAAAGAAAUAAAAUAAAUGAAACCCACAAGGUUUGAUAUGAUUUCCGUAUAUACAUUUUACAUUAACAGAAGAGAACUAAUACAAACAAGCAUAAUGAUUUACGCUUCCUUAUCAAUUUUUUACACACACACAACAAUCACACUCAGUCACAGAACGUGCAUACCGAAAUA